AUGGCCAAAAUCAAGGCUCUCGGGACCUUCAUACUGGACGACCUCAAAGUGGAGCUUUCCCAGCUGCGCGUCGCCAAAGUGACAGGCAGUGCGGCUUCUAAGCUCUCCAAAAUCCGAGCUGUCCGAAAAUCUCGUGCCCGUGUUCUCACUGUUAUUAACCAGACUCAGAAGGAGAACCUCGGAAAAUCCUCUAAGGGCGAGCAGUACAAACCCCUGGAUCUGCGGCCCAAGAAAACACCUGCCAAGCGCCCAAGGCUCAACAAGCACGAGGAGAACCUGAAGACCAAGAAGCAGCAGCGAAAAGAGCGCCUGUACCCACUGCGAAAAUACGCAGUCAAGGCCUGA
Elephantulus edwardii (Cape elephant shrew) is the source of this 345-nucleotide messenger RNA. RefSeq names its product 60S ribosomal protein L35-like. The record is from RefSeq and is a predicted model, not a curated record. Gene Ontology annotation, molecular function: structural constituent of ribosome; mRNA binding. Gene Ontology annotation, biological process: translation; maturation of LSU-rRNA from tricistronic rRNA transcript (SSU-rRNA, 5.8S rRNA, LSU-rRNA). Gene Ontology annotation, cellular component: cytosolic large ribosomal subunit; ribosome. Bases 1 to 345 code for a protein of 114 amino acids. The transcript has 2 exons. Lineage: Eukaryota; Metazoa; Chordata; Mammalia; Macroscelidea; Macroscelididae.